AUGAAAAAAGUUUCUUUGUUGUGCUUAUGUUGCAUCACCAUCUUGGCAACAAGUUUAAGCUUCAAUGUAGUUUCAGCACAGGGAAUAGCCGUGAACGCGCCAAACACGAUUAAAGAUAUUGAGUCGUACAUAUCUAACAGAGCCAUUGGGUUUGUUUUAAAGCUGGAGGAUGAGUGUCCGAUAAGAGAAAAGCUAAGAUCAUUCUUUGAGAAACUAAAGGAUCUCUUGAAGUUGGAGUCCUCUGUUACACCGAUGAUCGAAGAAAAUGAGCCCAAAACAUUCAUGUCCCAUAUGAAAUCGAAAGCCGAUAAUCUCCUCCAAACGAUGUUGAUAAUUGGGAGAGGACUGUUGAGUUCAAGUGUAAGGAAGGAGAUGUUCAAAGUGGUGAAAUCGCUCACUGAGUUACAUGCUGCGAUUGGUAAAGUUAUUAUGGAGAAACAUAUAAAAGGGGACGGAUCAAUGUCGCUUUCUUUGGAACAAAAGAACGCCGUCGAAAAUGCAGUAUCUCAAUGGGAAGUAACAAUCACCCGAAUCGUGAAGAUUGUUGUAGAAGUUAAGUCGAAAAGUUCAAGUGCGGCUUUAGGGAAAGAGAGCAGUACUACUGAUCAAAACAAUACUUCGGUGAAUGAAACCAUGUUGGAGUCAAAUAAAGGAAAUUUUGAGUCCAUGCAAGAAAAUGCAGAUGACGUUAGUGAAAGCAAUGAAGAUUCCAAAAACGAUGUAGCAAUGAAGGCUAAAGAAGGCAAUAGAGUGGAAGAUGUUAAAGGAGAUGUGAAUAAUGAGAAGCAAUUAGAAGUUCAAGGAGGAAAUAUUGAUUCGAAUACUAAUACGAGUUUGGAAGCUAAAGAGGAUAUUAACUCGGAGGUCGAGGCUAAUACUGAUGGAAGUUCCAUUACUAAGAACUUGGAAGAAGCUAAAGGAAAUGGUGGAGUUUUAACAAAUGAUAAUAACUUGGAGAACAAAGGGAGUGAGGUUACAAUAAAUGAUGGAGAUCACAUGAAGGCAAAUGGUGAAGAGACUCAAGAAAAUAAUGGAGAACUAGUGAUGAAUGAAAAUUUGGAGAACAACAAAGAUAAUAAAGACGUGAAGGAUAAUGGAUUGGUAGAGACUAAGAAAAAUCAUGAAACUUCUAUGGAAGAAAAUCGAAAACAUACUCAAGGAGGAACUGAAGUUUCUAUGAAUGGAGAAACAAUGCAUACCAAAAAUGGAAAUGUUGAUUCUAAUAAGGAGAAGGAAGUAGAGGUUCAAGGAGAAAGUAUUGGAAACUCCACUAAAGAUGUAAAUUUGGAGAAUAAAGAAGAUUUUAAAGGAGAUGCAAAUAGUGAGCAUAAAUUAGAGGUUCAAGGAGGAAGCAUUGGAGAUUCACAAAUUAACAAGAAUUUAGAUACUAAAGAAGAUGUUAAGUCGGAGGUUGAUGCUAGAAAUGAUGGAAGUUUCAUGAAUGAAAAGUCGGAAGCUCAAGGAAAUGAUGAAGUUUCUACAAAGAAUACUAACUUGGAAAAUAAAGGAAGUGAGGCUACAUCAAAUGAUGAAUACCACACAAAAGAAAAUGGGAAAAAUACUCAAGAAAAGAAUGGAGAACUAGUGAAUGAUGAGAACUUGGAGAACAGUAAAGAUAAUAAAGAAGUGAAGGAUAAUGGAUUGGUGGAGGCUAACACAGAUCAUGAAAAUUCUACGGAAGAAAAGGGAGAACAUAUUCAAGGAGGCACUGAAGUUUCUAUGAAUGGAAAAAUGAUGCAUACCAAAAGUGGAAAUGCUGAUUCUAAUAAGGAGAAUGAAGUAGAGGUUCAAGGAGAAAGUAUUGGAGACACCACUAAAGAUGUAAAUUUGGAGAAUAAAGAAGACCUUAAAAGAGAUGCUAAUAGUGAGAAGACAUUAGAGGUUCAAGAAGGAAGUAUUGGAGAUUCACACAUUAACAAGAAUUUGGAUACUAAAGAGAAUGUUAAGUCAGAGGUUGAUGCUAGAAAUGAUGGAAGUUCCAUGACUGAGUUGGAAGACACUAAAGGAAAUGGUCAACUUUUUACAAAUGAUACUACCUUGGAGAAUAAAGAGAGUGAGGCUAGAACAUAUGAUGAAGAUCACACAAAAGAAAAUGGGGAAGAUACUCAAGAAAAUAAUGGAGAACUAGUGAAAGAUGCAAACUUGGAGAACAACAAAGAUAAUAAAGAAGUGAAGGAUGAUGGAUUUGUAGAGACUAAGACAAAUCAUGAAAAUUCUACCGAAGAAAAGAGAGAACAUACUCAAAGAGGCACUGAAGUCUCUAUGAAUGGAGAAGUGAUGCCUACCAAAGGUGGACAUGUAGAUUCUAAUAAGGAGAGUGUAGUAAAAUUUCAAGGAGAAAUUAUUGGGGACUCAACCAAAGAUAAAAAUUUGGAGAAUAAAGAUGUUAAGUCAGAAGUAGAGACUAAUAAAAAUGAUGAAAGUUCCAUGAAGGAAAAACAAGGAUAUUCUCAUGGAAACGAUCGAGUUUCAACAAAAGAUCAAAACUUGGAGAGCGUAGGAGCACACGAAGAGACUAUGAAUCACAAAACAGUAGAUGCUAUGAAAAAUAACGGAGAUCACUUGAAGAAAAAGAGGGAAGAAAAUCAACAAAACAACAAAGAAUCAACGAAGGAUGAGAACUCAGAGAACAAAGAGGAUAAAAAGGAAUUUAAGGACAAUGGAUUAGUAGAGACGAAGACAAGUAAUGAAAAUUCUGUAAAAGAAAACAAGGAAGAGGCUCAAGGAAGUAAUGAAGUUUCGAUGGAUGGUCAAAUGGAUUCCUUAGGAGCAAAUGUGGAUUCUAAUAAUAAGACGGCUGUAGAGUUUAAAAAAAGACAUGUUGAAGACUCGAAUAAAGAUUCUAAACCUAAGGUAGAGGCAAUAAAAAAUGAAGGCAAUUCCAUGGAAGGGAAGGGAGAAGUGGCUGAAGGGAACGAUGGAGUAUCAAUAGAGGAUACGAACUUAGAGAACAUCAAAGAUGAAAAAGAGUUAAAAAACAAUAUACCAGCAGAGACAAAGACCAACAAAGAAACUACUAUGGAAGAAAAGAAAGAGAAGGAUCAUGUAGACAAUGAUGAGUCCACAUAUGGUGGAAAUAAGAACGAGUCUAAAGAUGAUAAGUUGGACGAGAUUAAGAAAAAUAAUAAAGAGCAUAUGGAUAAAAAGUGGCGAGAGGCUAAGGGAAAUGAAAAAAACAUUAUGAGAGGACACCCAAAAGAGGUUAGUAUUGACAACAAAGGUUACAAGAAAGAGAUUAAGGAUGGAAAACCGUUGGAAGUUAAAGAAAAUAAGGAAAACAAAGAAGAAACUCAAAGAAGCAGUAGUGGACAAUACACAAACGUAGACAAUAAAGAAGGUAAGGAUGACAAAUCAGUAGAGGUUAAGGAAAAUAAGGAAAGUUCUAAGAAUAAAAUACAAGAAAAAAUGCAAGGAAGCGGUAGAGAUACAACUAAGGUAGACAGAAAAAAGCCUAUAGAGGCAAGGUUAGAGAAUACAAAAAAAGAUAGAAGCUCUGUAGAUAACAUGGACAUAGAGCUUCAAAAAGGAAGUGAAGAGUCAAUGAAAGAAGAGGAAAGAAAAGAGCAUGAAAAA
Molecule: messenger RNA, 3573 nt
Organism: Brassica oleracea var. oleracea
Lineage: Eukaryota; Viridiplantae; Streptophyta; Magnoliopsida; Brassicales; Brassicaceae
Product: myb-like protein X
Exons: 5
Source: RefSeq, a predicted model, not a curated record